AUGUCAGCCAAACAAUCGACUUUUCUCGUUUUCGGUGCUUCGGGCGGUACGGGCAAACACUUUCUCACUCAGGCUCUAUCAAGCGGACAUAAAGUCCGUGCUCUCGUUCGGACUCCUUCAAAGCUCGCUGAAGUCCAACCGAAUGGUAAUCUCGAAAUCGUGGAAGGUAGCAUAACCGAUCCCUCCUCUUUCGACAUGGACGCCCUUAUCUCUGACGUCGAUUACGUCGCGCUUAUGCUGGGCGACAAACAAGCUCAAGCGACAUCUAAAAUAAACACCACAUUCGUCAAGGUACUUGUACCCUCCAUGCGCAAGCACGGAGUCAAACGGAUCCUCUACCAGUCAGGCGGGCUUACACGACCUCAUGGUGGUAGUCUAAGUGUCAUACUGUGGCUAUUACGAUACACCAUCGCUAGUGGCUUCGAGGGCCAACAUCAAGAUAAUGAAUCUGUCCACGAGUAUUUCGUGACAGAAGCGAAUGACAUGGAAUGGAUCAUACACCGAGCGGGGAUAUCAGGUGACACGGCGUCAAAGGGCACAUUGGAAAGAUCGCCGACUACAUUCAGCAUUGCGAAUCAUGUGGAUUGUGCCAGAUACAACUACCGAACGGUCAUGGAUGAUCAGGCCGUACGCACAUGCGAGUUCAGCAAGUACGCAAAGUGA
Messenger RNA from Kwoniella shivajii, 663 nucleotides. RefSeq lists its product as uncharacterized. The transcript has a single exon. NCBI's taxonomy places the organism in Eukaryota, Fungi, Basidiomycota, Tremellomycetes, Tremellales, Cryptococcaceae. The record is from RefSeq and is a predicted model, not a curated record. Bases 1 to 663 code for a protein of 220 amino acids. Gene Ontology annotation, molecular function: biliverdin reductase [NAD(P)H] activity; riboflavin reductase (NADPH) activity.